Pseudocercospora fijiensis CIRAD86 is the source of this 1920-nucleotide messenger RNA. RefSeq lists its product as uncharacterized. Lineage: Eukaryota; Fungi; Ascomycota; Dothideomycetes; Mycosphaerellales; Mycosphaerellaceae. The transcript is spliced from 8 exons. The record is from RefSeq and is a predicted model, not a curated record. Bases 1 to 1920 code for a protein of 639 amino acids.
AUGUAUGAUAUGAGUUGGCUGAUACUGUACGUAAGAACACGCCACCGACCUCUCGAAUUCAUGAAGUGUGGCGUUGGUUCAUCCGCGGACGUCCGCACUCAAAGCACAUUCCAAUACCACCCCAUAGCGCCAACUGGAAUGCAACUCAUGCAACCACUCACAGACUUAUCACUGUCAGCGCGACACGAACGUGACAUGAUGGCUGGUCGCGGCACCUACCAAAUUCCACUCCUCGCAUUGCCGAGCUCGCCUUUACUGGCCAUGUACCAGCCUACUGCGGAGGUUCACGAGAGACUCUCGCGACCGCGAGACCUUCGUUUGACCAUGCAUACACCACACGACCGCUUUUCAAGUUUAAUUGUCAGCCUUGACCACCGCUCACCUACGAACAAAUUGAGGUCAGGAAGUCUCGAAAUGGGACUUCGAGGAUCGUCUGAGAAGAGCAGACCGGGCCGCAUGAGAUCGCGAACAAGUACACUCGGACGAGGAUCGAUAGUCGUCUGCCAGAAUGUCCUGCUAUGGAUGUCCCUAUACGUCGCAGCGAGUACGGCCUACAUCUUAAUCCUGGGAGUGGUCUCUAGAGCCAGAUAUGGCGGAACCCGACUGAUGAGUUUUGCAGAGCACGCUGUCCUUAUUCUACCUCUUCUUUCAGAACACUACCACCCAUCUCAGAGUUCAGUAGACGCCUUCCAAGGCCUUGCGACACACACACUUCGACUUCUCGUCACGAUCUGGAUGAUUGCAUGCGGCCUCACCAUCACAUUUACUGCCGCCAGAACACCCUUGUGCGCCUCAUCGAGCGUCUCACCUCUCGACAAGGGCAAAACUUGUAUCAUAAAUCGACGCUGUAAGUAUUCAGCACAACGAUUCGAUAUGACGCUAACGAACGAUGACAGCAUCGUCUCUGGCGCCUUGUUCGUACUUCUGCACAAAGUCAACGAGCCUUAUCGAUGCCACCUUUUCGGCAUCGUCAAAGAACACAAGCUUCUGCCAAUGUUCUUGCCCUACAAGCAGAAGAAGUGCCACGCCACAUUCUCAGAGAUGUCCUUCAAAUGCCGCUCAUCCACUUCCCUGUCGUCGAGACAGCAACCGCCAGAUCAAUCAACAGUGCCGACACCUAAUCAACCCCAUGGCCAUGGUCUUGGAAUCCACACUGGUCGUUCCUCAGCACCACCAUCCCUCCUCCGACCACGCCCAUCUCUAUCCUCAAUCCGAUCACACACAAGCCUCUACCUCCCUCCUCCCCCUUCCUCCCCAUUACCGCCAUUACCCGCAUACAUCCCCCCAAAGCACCAAACUCCCCCUCCCUCCAUCCACCGCGCCAUCCACCCACCCAAACGCCCCUAUCGACCGGGCGACAGCGUACGAAUCCUCCGACCUGCCCCUGCACAUCUCGACAGAACCGAAUCUUUCUCGAGUGUUUAUAGUCGAAGCACCAGUGGAGAAUCUCGGCGAAGCGUAGAUCUACCGUGCAGUCGCACUACAAGCUCCCGUUCAACAUCCACUUCGACCCUCAAGCCGAGUCCCCUAGGCAUUAUGACUCUUGCAGAAUCUCCUGAGGUGGUUAGUUUGAGGAGGACGGGGUUGGUUGAGGCGAGAAGGAGGAGGAGGUCGUUCAGCUCCAGUACUACGAAGAUGAUGGAGAAUGAUGCUGCUGCUGUUGGGGGUCGGAUGGGGACUUUGAGCGAUUCUAGUCUUGCGAAACCUUGGGAUUCGAGAUUGAAAGGUUAUGUGGAGAGUCAGAAUCGGAUUCGAGAGUUGAGUCGUCCGGUUGAGAUUCAGCCGGUGUUGGGAAAUGGGUAUGAGAGGAAGGAUAGAACUGGUAGGAUUGUGAAUUAUGAUUCUACAUUUUUUUUUCGUUGCUUUGUUGGCCGCGGCGAGAGUGCUUCCUCGUUUCUUGGAUCCACUUUGAAGUGCUAA